Messenger RNA from Postia placenta MAD-698-R-SB12, 1452 nucleotides. RefSeq lists its product as hypothetical. The transcript has 12 exons. Gene Ontology annotation, molecular function: iron ion binding; heme binding; oxidoreductase activity, acting on paired donors, with incorporation or reduction of molecular oxygen. The coding region runs from base 1 to 1452 and encodes 483 amino acids. NCBI's taxonomy places the organism in Eukaryota, Fungi, Basidiomycota, Agaricomycetes, Polyporales, Adustoporiaceae. The record is from RefSeq and is a predicted model, not a curated record.
AUGGAAGACAAGGCGCAGUAUAUCUACGCUUUCUUGGGCAUCGUGACUACGCUCUACUUCAUUUAUUGGAAGGCUGACCCGUUGUACCCUAUCCCAGCAAUCGGCCCAUCCGCCCCCGUCUUGUCCUAUCUAGGCGCAUAUAGAUACUAUCGUGAUGCCCGGAAGGUUCUCCAAGAGGGUUAUGCCAAGUACAAGGUCUUCCGAGUCUCCAUGCUCGACCGAUGGGUGGUUGUCGUGAGCGGUGCCGAUAUGAAUGAAGAGCUUCGCAAAGUGCCUGAUACGCACGUCUCUUUCGCACAAGCUGCAGAUGAAUUCCUUUACAUGAAGCACACCGUUGCGCCUGAUGUCACCACGCAUCCCAUCCACACGCCUGUGAUCCGUGGCCCGCUCACCCGUAACUUAAACUCGCUGUUCCCCGACAUCGUGGACGAGAUGAAGGCCGCCUUCCCAGAUGUUAUGCCUUCGCCCACCAAGGAUGGCGAAUGGGUAGAGAUUCCAGUACGUGACACCAUGGCACGCAUCGUUUCUCGGGUAAGCAAUCGUGUUUUUGUCGGCCUUCCGCUAUGCCGUAACCCAGACUACCUGGACACGGUUGUCGAGUUCGCACUCUCUGUCGCAAAGGCCAGAGACUUCCUGAGCAUUGUUCCGGGUGUGGUGAAGGACAUCGUAGGGAACGUCCUACCCUGGUCUAAGCGUGCAAUCCGCCAUGCCGCCAUAUAUAUUCAACCAAUGGUCCAAGAACGGCUGCGGAAGUUACGGAGCGCUCAUGGCGAGCACGCAGAUGAGUCGCACGACUAUCUGAUGUGGCUUAUCGAGGAGACAGAGAAGGCGAAACUGAAUCCCGACCUUGUAGUUCAAGGAAUUCUGGUCUCAAACUUCGCUGCCAUUCACACGUCAAGCAACAGCAUCACACACUCGCUCUUCAACCUUGCUGCGUAUAAACAAUACGUGCAGCCGCUUCGCGAAGAGGUCGAAGCUGCCAUCAAGGAACAUGGUUGGACGAAAGACGCCAUCGAGAAAAUGUGGAAGUUAGAUAGCUUCAUGAGAGAAUCGCAGCGCCUAAGCGGUAUCUCCGGCAUCUCCGUGAUGCGCAAGGGGACUCUUGUUGUCGCUGCAUCCUUCGCCACUCAUACUGACGAGAAGUACUACGAGAACUCCGAGAUAUUCCAGCCUUUCAGAUUUUCUGAAAUGCGCAUGGAGGGCGAUGCAAUCCGCAAGCAGUACGUGAAUACUUCCAGAGAGUUCAUCACCUUCGGUCACGGUAAGCAUGCCUGCCCUGGCCGUUUCUUCGCCGUCAACGAGCUCAAGGCAAUGAUGGCAUACAUCAUUCUACAUUAUGACGUGAAGCUCGAAGAAGGUAUUUCCAGGCCGGAAAAUGUGUGGGUUUGGCAUGAUGUCGCCCCGGCAAGCACGAAAGUUCUCUUCCGCAAACGCCAAUCGAAGGUGGAGUGA